CAGGAUGCCACUGUAGUGGAUCAAUUUCAAUUUGAAGCUCGAGCUCCUCUCCUCGCUUUUCACCGUAGAGCACACUGGAUUGAACCAUUAGUGAACGGACAACCGGACUAUUAGGGCUCUGGAAAAAGGGUCGCCAAAAGCAGAAUUAGCUAUUUUCUUUUCAUUUGAAGGCUACAUUUCUCAGUAAGGACCCGUUGACAGCAGAGCCAGGAUGGAUGCUAACGGCAUAUUCUCACUUCUGUUGCUGUGUUCUGUCAGUGAGCUGUGCGUGUUGGCGAGCCCUGAGGGGAAUGACUCCCAGCAGCACCAUACCCAGAACGUCUACCACGACAUCGGUGUCACCAGGAACACCAUAGUCACUGCUCAGUUUGAGUGCUAUCAGAAGAUCAUGAAAAACGACAAACACAACAAAAUAGGGCCAGUUUGUAACAGGACGUGGGAUGGCUGGCUGUGCUGGGAGGACACAGAGGCAGGCUUCACUACAAACCAACACUGUCCAGACUACUUCCAAGACUUUGACACAGCAGAAAUGGCGUCCAAAGUGUGCAGUGAAACGGGUAAUUGGUUUCUACACCCGGAGAGCAACAGGACAUGGACAAACUACACCAAAUGUACGGCAUACACCAGUGCAGGAAGAGUGACAGCGAUGAAUCUCUACUACCUGGUUCUGAUUGGACAUGGACUGUCGCUAACAUCAUUGUUCUUCUCAUUGGGAAUAUUUUUCCAUUUCAAGAGUCUAAGCUGCCAGAGGAUAACGCUCCACAAAAACCUAUUUUUUUCAUUUGUGUUGAACUCGGUCAUCACCAUCAUCUGGUUGACAGCGGUGGCUAACAACCAGGGACUAGUGCAGAGCAACCCUGUGAGCUGUAAGGUGAUCAUGUUUAUUCACCUGUACCUGUUUGGCUGUAACUACUUCUGGAUGCUGUGUGAGGGCAUCUACCUGCACACACUCAUCGUCGUGGCUGUGUUCGCCGAGAAACAACACCUCAUGUGGUACUACCUGCUUGGAUGGGGAUUUCCACUCAUACCUGCAUUGAUACAUGCAAUAGCACGAAGCUACUACUACAAUGAUAAUUGUUGGAUCAGCUCCAACACUUCCCUCCUCUACAUUAUCCAUGGUCCCAUCUGUGCUGCCCUGCUGGUGAAUCUGUUCUUCCUGUUAAACAUUGUGCGUGUCCUCAUCACUAAACUGAAGGUGACCCAUCAAGCUGAAUCUAGCCUCUACAUGAAGGCUGUGAGAGCCACCCUGAUCCUAGUCCCUCUCCUGGGCAUCCAGUUUGUCUUGUUCCCCUACAAACCCCAGGGACGCUUCGCCUUGGAGAUCUACGACUAUAUUAUGAACAUCCUCAUGCACUACCAGGGUCUCCUGGUUGCCACCAUCUUCUGCUUCUUCAAUGGGGAGGUCCAAGGUGUUCUGCGAAGGCACUGGAACCAGCAGAGGAUCCAGUUUGGCAGUAACUUUGCCCACGCAGAUGUCUUCCGCUCAGCCUCAUACGUGGCGUCAUCCCUGACGGAGGUGCAUCGCUGCUACAGCAUCGACGGGCACACCGAACACAUGAACGGCAAGAACAGCUACCACGACGUCGAGACGGUGACACCCACCAUACUCCGGUCGGACAACCCGUUUGCCUGAGGC
Messenger RNA from Oncorhynchus tshawytscha (Chinook salmon), 1636 nucleotides. RefSeq names its product calcitonin gene-related peptide type 1 receptor-like. Gene Ontology annotation, molecular function: calcitonin receptor activity; calcitonin gene-related peptide receptor activity; adrenomedullin receptor activity. Gene Ontology annotation, biological process: adenylate cyclase-activating G protein-coupled receptor signaling pathway; cell surface receptor signaling pathway; angiogenesis. NCBI's taxonomy places the organism in Eukaryota, Metazoa, Chordata, Actinopteri, Salmoniformes, Salmonidae. The record is from RefSeq and is a predicted model, not a curated record. Gene Ontology annotation, cellular component: plasma membrane. The coding region runs from base 212 to 1633 and encodes 473 amino acids. The transcript is spliced from 14 exons.